Molecule: messenger RNA, 1583 nt
Organism: Artibeus jamaicensis (Jamaican fruit-eating bat)
Lineage: Eukaryota; Metazoa; Chordata; Mammalia; Chiroptera; Phyllostomidae
Exons: 3
Coding region: 210-719 (169 amino acids)
Source: RefSeq, a predicted model, not a curated record
CCCGGUGCUGGCCCCACCUUCUCGGCUCCUCACACUCCCAGGGGCAAGCGGAGCCCUGGCCAGGCCUGGACACUUUGCUUCCCCCAAGUCAUUGAAGACACACCAGUGGUACACUCAACAGUGAUCACACUGCUUUUGUCCUAAUUGAUGAAAUGAGGAAGUAACUGAGGACAACGAAUGAGGGAAGUAGAGGAGAGAGACAAAAUGUAAUGAUUCAGACAAAUCAGAAGCAGUUUCCCUCUGGGCUCCGUUCAGUCCUGGAGGUCCCUGGCAUUUGUCGGUCCCCAGGGAGAGAACGUGGCACCAGGACCAUGUGGCUGCUCCCAGCUCUGCUCCUGCUGCUCCUCCCAGCUAAAUCUGCGACAACACACCCACCUGAACCCGUGACACCGUUCGCACCGGCCAGUCUGGCACCCUCGCCUCCGAUUGUCCAGAGUGGCAACAGCAGCUUGUCUCUCGCCAGAGGCUCCCAAAGGCCCGUCAAUAAGCCAUUCCACCAAAGGACCAACAUCCCAGCCCCUGGGUCAUCCAGUCACUGCCCGGUGGGCUCCCACGAGGUCCAGGGUCAAGGUCUGUUCUCUCCCUGGGUCCAGCCUCUCAGAAUCACCCUGCACUGGCUCACUUCUCUGCUCCAGCCCGUCACCCUCCCUUUCUUCGGGGUCCUGUUCCUUGCAGCCCAGCCCCCGCUGGCUCGUGUGUUCAUCAAUGAGUCCCAGUGAGGCGAGGCUUUGAGGGGCACCUGCCUCACCACCCGGCUUUGUCCUGCUCACAGCUGCUUGGAGAGCAGAGGUUCUGUUGAGCCAAGGGUGCGGAACGCAGGACUUUUACUGAGGCCGGAGAAGCACAAGGGAAAACUUGGCAGGGAGAGAGAAGGGCACAGCAGGAAGGAGGCCUCGUGCAAAGAGCACAGAGGAUAUUUUUAGGAGGUGUGAUACAGCGUGCCCUCUCUCCCUCGAGAAAACUGUGUGUGACGUCAGCAGGACUCAUCCUGCCCGAGGCAGGCUGAGACACAGACAGGGGUGGCCUGCAGGGUUGGGGGCACAUGGGUCCUAGCAGAGGGGGUGAGGCAUACAGUGAAGGGGACCGGAUUCUUACACGCUGAUAGGAACAUGUGUGACCCAGGGCCCAAUAGUCUCGCUAGACCAAGUGUCCCCUCUGUGGGACCCACGACAAAGUACAUCACAGGUACUCUCAGAUGGAGCUCAGAGCCACGAGAGGUCCCUCCCAGGAGAACCCAGCAGAGAACACCGGAUCACAGAUCUGAGUUGGAAAGAUGGGCAGAAUUUACAAAGGGAGAUAGAAGGCAGGGAGAAUAGUAGAAUAAGAAAGAUCAAAAGGGCAAACCUUUAUGCUCGGCGGGGCUGCAGGAUUCUUGACGAUGAGCUGUGGGAGACCAGCCAAAAGGCAGAAGGGAAACGGACCCCCAAGCUGAGCCAGAAUGGAGGCCUCCAAAGGCUUAGCCUUUGGGCAGUGUGACUGAGCCCCUCGGAGGGGAAGGGUCCGAGGCUUGCCUGUCACUCCAGUCUGGGCUGCGGGGGUUGGGGGCUGCCCCAGAAGAGUCUCACGCCUGUGGUCACGGUCCC